Messenger RNA from Mycetomoellerius zeteki, 1482 nucleotides. RefSeq names its product interaptin-like. The coding region runs from base 1 to 1482 and encodes 493 amino acids. The transcript has 4 exons. Lineage: Eukaryota; Metazoa; Arthropoda; Insecta; Hymenoptera; Formicidae. The record is from RefSeq and is a predicted model, not a curated record.
AUGACAAUGCAAUGUGGAGAACAACUAAAGAUCCAAUUUGAAGACAUAGACCCAACGAUCAACGCAGUAACCAGCUUAACACACGAACAGGCUAAAGAAUGCCUUAAUCAGAUAUUUUUAGAUCAUCAGGAAGUAUUCGAAGAAGGAAUAAGAUGCGCAACGCAUUACCAACACAAGAUAGAAAUUAUGAAAGACAAGCCAUUUACGAAGAAGACUUAUCCAAGACUGAUGAAACACAUGGAGAGAAUAACGGAGUAUAUAGAGGAACUAGAGCAAAACGGUAUUAUAAAAAAGACGUCAACCCAGUACAUAAAUCCACUCGUUGUGGUAAUAAAAAAGAAUGGAGACAUACGUCUAUGCUUAGAUGCUCGGGAGAUUAACAAACAGAUGUGCAACGAUCACGCACAACCACCAACGAUCGAUGAGAUAUUCCGACCGUCAUUAACGUUGGAAGAACAUGUAACACACUUGAAUUUCGUGCUAGAAAAAUUAAAGACCGCAGGUUUCAAACUCAACAGAAGCAAAUGCGAGUUUUUAAAGUCGGAAAUAACAUUUUUAGGACACAAAUUUAUAGAGAUAAGAGCAGAAAUGAACUGGGAGACAGUUCGAAACAUAGUUGACUUCCCAAAGCUUACAAACAAGACGCAACAGAAUGGAGAGUUCAAUUUCUUGAAGGAAUUCGAACUAGAAAUUAGACACAUACCCGGAAAGGAAAAUAAAAUAGCGGACGAGUUAUCCUACAGAUACGAAGAAAAUGAUGGAACAACAGAUGAAAAAAGGAUAGCAGAACAAGAAUACGAAGAAGAAUGUCAGGAAGACGAAGAGCAAUACGAAGAAGAAAUUCAAGAGAAUGAAGAGCAAUAUGAAGAUGGAUACCUGGAGGAUAUUCGAGAAGAAGAUGAAGAUGAAUACCUAGAGAAUGAACAGGAAGAGAAUGAGCAAGAUGAACAGACAUACCAGAAGAUUGACGAAGAAUUAGAAUCAGAUGAAUUUAUCCAAGAUUUACUUGAAGAUAUAGAAGAAAUGAAUGAUAUGGAUAUAGAUUCACGACAAGAAGAACAAAUGGAAUCAAGAGAAAGACAGAUAGUUCUAAAAAAUAAUCACAAGAACAACGAAGUAGUAAAACACAAUGGAACGCGAAGAAACAACAAACCAAUACAAAUAACCAUGAAAAGAGAAAUAAGAACAGACGGAGAAAAAGCUUACACUCUGGAAAGAGAUACUAAAACAUAUAGAGACAAACCCAGAAGAAAACAAGAUCGCAGAAUGAUAGAAUAUUAUACACCAGAAAUAAAUGCGAUAAGACGAGAUCAACAAGAAGAAACUAUACAAGAAACAGCACAAAUAAAUUAUAUAGAAGAUUCAGAAGACGGAAAUUAUACCAGUAGAUGGGUAGAAAUAAUAGCAGAAGCACAAGAAAGAUAUCCAGAUAUAGACAAAAUAUUAGAAGAAAACCUGGAAGACAUAGCCGGACUAUAUUAA